Molecule: messenger RNA, 2816 nt
Organism: Lucilia sericata (common green bottle fly)
Lineage: Eukaryota; Metazoa; Arthropoda; Insecta; Diptera; Calliphoridae
Product: ATP-binding cassette sub-family G member 4
Exons: 10
Coding region: 354-2381 (675 amino acids)
Cellular component (GO): plasma membrane
Molecular function (GO): ATP hydrolysis activity; ABC-type transporter activity; ATP binding
Source: RefSeq, a predicted model, not a curated record
GGUAAGGUUGGAUUAUUAUUAUUUUUUUGGUGUGUUUUCGUUUUGAGUUCAGUUCAGUUGACUUGAGUCGUGUUUCAUUCAUAUAGUUUAUUCCUUCCUUAACUUUUUACCUUUAAACAUUAUUUAUAAUUUGCAACGCGUGCCGUGCAAAACGAUCUGCGGAAAUUCGAUCGUUAUAGUUUUUAUUUUGAUGAAAUAUUAAUUUAAAGACCAAAAACUUUGUAUUUACAAUAAAAUAUAUACCUACAAACACAACGAAUUUUUUAUAUAUAUUUUUACACUGUUUGCCUGCCCUAGUAAUAAGUUUCGUACAUCGGUAGUUUAGCCGAUAAAGUAUUUUUUUACAUAUACACAUGUUAUCAGCCAGAGAUCAAUUUUUUUCCGCUACGGCGCCUUCAACAGCCGCUAUGGGCUUGGGUCUUGAAGUUGUCAGUGAAUCCCAGCCUCCAGUUUAUAACACCACAACAAUGCCUUUGUUAACAUCGAAUGGUCAUCUCGAUUAUAAGAAUGGCGGACGUACACCCGCAAAUUCACCCGUCGAAACACAGGCACCAACACUCAAAUCAGAAAUGGCCAAAGAUGGAGGACGUUUUUCGAAUUUACCCUCUCGUGAACCGAUCGAUAUGGAAUUUAAAAAUCUAUCGUUAACAGUUAAUUUGGGAUUUAGAAGAGGAAACAAAGAAAUUUUACACAAUGUUUCGGGAAAGUUUCCCGGUAGUCAAUUAAUUGCCAUUAUGGGACCUUCGGGAGCUGGUAAAUCUACACUGUUAGAUGCGCUAUCCGGUUUUAAGACAACCGGAGUAAAUGGUUCCUUAUUGGUGAAUGGAAGACGUAGAGAUUUGGCCACCUUUAGACGCAUGUCCUGCUAUAUAACGCAAGAUGAUCGUUUACAGCCAUUGCUGACAGUUAAUGAAAAUAUGCAUAUAGCAGCUGAUCUUAAAUUGGGACCCAAUGUUUCCUAUGAGGAAAAGGAAUCCAGAAUAGAAGAUAUUUUGCUAUUGCUGGGCUUAUAUGAACACGAUCAAACCAUGACAAAACGUUUAUCGGGCGGUCAAAAGAAGAGGCUUUCUAUAGCAAUGGAACUUAUUAAUAAUCCAACUGUGAUGUUUUUGGAUGAACCCACAACAGGUCUUGACAGUAGCUCUUGUACCAAAGUUUUAGAAUUAUGUAAAAAACUUGCCCAACAAGGACGUACCAUUAUUUGUACCAUCCAUCAACCCACUGCCAAAUUAUUCCAGAUUUUCGAUCAAGUCUAUGUUUUAGCUGCUGGUAAUUGUGUCUACCAGGGCAGUACCGAAAGAUUGGUGCCAUUUUUACAAACUGUCGAUUUACCUUGUCCCAUGUAUCACAAUCCAGCCGAUUAUAUAAUAGAAUUAGCCUGCGGUGAAUAUGGCCAGGAUAAGGUGGAAACCUUAAUAUCUGCCUCGGAAAAUGGCAAUUGUUUAACGUGGUUCAAUAAUCCCGAGAGUAUAUUAAAAUCGGAGGAACUAAUGCGUAAAUAUCCCAUACCGAAAAAGACAAAGAAACGUUCUUUGGAAGAUACUAGUUUUUUCAAUCAAUUAUCGGUUCUUAUGCAUCGUGGUUAUAUCAAAGCUAAACGUGAUACUACUUUAACACAUUUACGAAUUGGUGUUAAUGUUUUUGUGGCCAUUAUAUUGGGUGCCGUCUAUGCCAAUUCGGGUAAAGAGGGUUCUCGUGUUAUAGACAAUUAUAAUUUAUUAUUUGCGAUUUUAAUUCAUCAUUCCAUGACAACUAUGAUGUUGACGGUCUUAACAUUCCCCAUAGAAAUGUCUAUAUUACUAAAGGAACACUUUAAUCGUUGGUAUUCUUUGAAAGCCUAUUAUACAUCAAUCACUUUGCUAGAUCUUCCCAUAUCGAUUGUUGGCAGUUUAUUGUUUACCAUUAUUAUCUAUCUAUGGAGUUAUCAGCCCAUGGAAUGGUUUAGAUUUUGGAUGUUCUUUGCCAUUAGUGUUCUUACCGUGUUUGUGGGUCAAAGUUUUGGUCUAAUGAUUGGUGCCUGGUUCGAUGUAGUGAAUGGUACUUUCUUGGCUCCCGUCCUAACCAUACCCAUGAUGAUGUUUGCUGGUUUUGGUGUAACACUACAUGAUAUGCCCGGCUACUUACAAUGGGGCAGUCAUAUUUCAUAUCUGCGCUAUGGUUUAGAGGGUUUUGUGGGUGCCAUUUGGGGCGAAAAUCGUGGUACAUUGGAGUGUGAAGAAGCCCCCUAUUGCCAUUAUCGUUAUCCCCGUAAAUUUUUGGAAGAAAUUACCAUGCGUGGCGAUCAGUUCUGGAAUGAUAUUAUUGCUUUGUGCAUAAUUGUUCUGAUAUUUAGAAUAGCUUCAUUUGUUAUACUUAGGGCCAAAAUUAAGUCGGUUAAGUAAAUAAUUCUUUUUUACAAUUAAAUUGUUGUGUGCAAUAAAAUAAUUAAUGCAAUGUUAAAGUGUACAUAUGUAAUUAUGUAUGUAGUUUAAAUUUUUUAUAAUUAUUUUAAUUUUAUUUCAUUUUUUUUAAAUUAAAUUUUUUGUUUUUAUUUUGUGUAUUUUAUUUGUAUUUUUAAUUUUAAUAAUUAAUCUUUUUAUUAGUCAUUAUUAUAAUUAUUUUAAUUACGAAAUUUGUUUUUUAUUAAAUUAAAACUAUUAAACAUAAUUAAAUUUAUAUGUACUUGUCAUAUACCAAUACGUUCAUUAAGACUGACAGAGUUUUAACAAAUGUUUUGUGAACGUGUAAUUAAAUAAAAACUGUAUGUAAUUAUGUUUGUAUUAUUUUUUAAAUAAAAUUACAAAAAAAUAAUUAACAUUUUUUUGUUUAAAUUUGAA